UAUAUUGAUUCGUUUAAUAUAAAUAUCAUACCAUCGGCCAAAAAGCAGGCCAAAAGAUGAUGGGGAAGCGGCAUAGAUUUAUUUUUAUUUAUUUAUUAGCUUUACCAGUGGGAUUACUCGCUGAAAGUAAUGAGCCCAGUGAACAAGCAAAUGCUGCAGCAAGCGCUACUACCACCGGAGCGGGAAGUGCUUCAGUACAAGUUAUUGCAGCAGUUUCAACGAAUGCAAAAGGGGCAGGGAGCGCCGGAGGUUCUGCAAGUGCAAACGGCGCCGGCAGCGAAAAUCCAUCAAAUAAGUCUGAACCGACUGAACCUUGUAAGGACACCAAUGAUGACUACUAUUAUGAUGACUCAAUAGAACCCGCUUCUUCUGGAGCGCAAGCUGUUGCCUCUGUUCAAUCAUCUGGAAAUGCCCAAUCGUCUGCUUCUGCAACAGCGCAAGCAAAUGCAACAACCAAUAGGAGGAAAAGAAAAAGAAAGCCGCAAUCAACUCCUGGAUCCCAGAAUAAUUCAUCAAAUACGCCUAACAGCACUAUAGCAGAAAAAAAUAGUACGAAAUCAAAUAACACUAAGCCUUCUAAUGAACAGAAAAAUAAUAGUACUGCUAUAAAUAAAAAACCAAUAAACGGAACCAAACCUGAAGAUAAAAUAAAUGGUCAAACAAAUAAAACAGAAAGUAACAAAACACCGUCUAAUAGCAAAAAUGAAUCUAACGCAAAGGAUAAUUCUAAGACAUCAUCAAAACCCGAGCAUAAUAAACCAUCGAAAGAAAAAAAUAUUCAAAAUACGGAUAAAAAUAAGAAAUCUGGAGAAACUAAUAGUAAAGAAAACCAAAAUUUAGAAGGCUCAGAAGAAAAUAAUGAAAGCAAUAAUAGCAAUGAACCUGAAGAGAAAUCAAAAAAUAAAGAAAAUAAUAAAAAAGGCAAAAACGAUUCAGAAGAAACCCCACAGAAACGAAACCAAAAUAAAUCAGGUGAAGGUCAUAAACAACAUAAAAUACAAAGACAUAAAAAAGGACAUAAAAAUAGACAAACUGAUGAUUCUAAUGAAGACACUCGCAACGAUAAACAUUCUAAAAAACAUCGUCACAAAACGCCCAAAAAAUCUGAGCCUUCCUCGGAACAAAAUGAAAGUCAACCAUCCAGUGAAGAGAAUAAUAGUGGAAUUCAAGAAAAUAAAAUCAAAGAAAAUUCUGCUUCUAAAAUUCAUAGUAGGCCAAAUAGGUCUAGUAGGUCAGUAAAUGAUGAGCCAUGCGAAGAAGAAGUUUUAAAUGACUUCCGUAAAUUUGAAAAGGAGAAACAUAGUCAAAACCCCAAAGAAAAAAAAGAGGAACCAUGUGAAGAUGAAGUUCUUAAAGAGUUAGAAUCAUUAUCAAAUAAAAAGCCUAGCAAGCCUGAAAAAUCCAAGCCGGGCAAAGAUGGAUCUGGUAAGCCAGGAAAAGGAAACUCACCAAGUGAAGAACCCGAAGGUUCAAAUGAAUCAGGCAAGCCUAGCAAGCCUGGAAAAUCGAAGCCAGGGAAACAUGGAUCAGAAAAGCCAGGCAAAGGAAACUCACCAAGUGAAGAAAACAGUUCUGAAGAACCCGAAGGCUCAAAUGAAUCAGGCAAACCUAGCAAACCUGGAAAAUCCAAGCCGGGAAAACAUGGAUCUGGAAAGCCAGGCAAAGGAAACUCACCAAGUGAAGAAAACAGUUCUGAAGAACCCGAAGGCUCAAAUGAAUCAGGCAAGCCUAGCAAACCUGGAAAAUCCAAGCCAGGAAAACAUGGAUCUGGUAAGCCAGGAAAAGGAAACUCACCAAGCGGAGAAAACAGUUCUGAAGAACCCGAAGGCUCAAAUGAAUCAGGCAAGCCUAGCAAACCUGGAAAAUCCAAACCGGGAAAACAUGGAUCUGGAAAGCCAGGCAAAGGAAACGCACCAAGUGAAGAAAGCAGUUCUGAAGAACCCGAAGGCUCAAAUGAAUCAGGCAAGCCUAGCAAACCUGGAAAAUCCAAGCCGGGAAAACAUGGAUCUGGAAAGCCAGGCAAAGGAAACUCACCAAGUGAAGAAAGCAGUUCUGAAGAACCCGAAGGCUCAAAUGAAUCAGGCAAGCCUAGCAAACCUGAAAAAUCCAAGCCGGGAAAACAUGGAUCUGGAAAGCCAGGCAAAGGAAACUCACCAAGUGAAGAAAGCAGUUCUGAAGAACCCGAAGGCUCAAAUGAAUCAGGUAAGCCUAGCAAACCUGGAAAAUCCAAGCCGGGAAAACAUGGAUCUGGAAAGCCAGGCAAAGGAAACUCACCAAGUGAAGAAAGCAGUUCUGAAGAACCCGAAGGCUCAAAUGAAUCAGGCAAGCCUAGCAAACCUGGAAAAUCCAAGCCGGGAAAACAUGGAUCUGGAAAGCCAGGCAAAGGAAACUCACCAAGUGAAGAAAGCAGUUCUGAAGAACCCGAAGGCUCAAAUGAAUCAGGCAAGCCUAGCAAACCUGGAAAAUCCAAGCCGGGAAAUCAUGGAUCUGGAAAGCCAGGCAAAGGAAACUCACCAAGUGAAGAAAGCAGUUCUGAAGAACCCGAAGGCUCAAAUGAAUCAGGCAAGCCUAGCAAACCUGGAAAAUCCAAGCCGGGAAAACAUGGAUCUGGAAAGCCAGGCAAAGGAAACUCACCAAGUGAAGAAAGCAGUUCUGAAGAACCCGAAGGUUCAAAUGAAUCUGGCAAGCCUAGUAAACCUGGAAAAUCCAAGCCAGGCAAACAUGGAUCUGGAAAGCCAGGCAAAGGAAACUCACCAAGUGAAGAAAACAGUUCUGAAGAACCCGAAGGCUCAAAUGAAUCAGGCAAGCCUAGCAAGCCUGGAAAAUCCAAGCCAGGAAAACAUGGAUCUGGAAAGCCAGGCAAAGGAAACUCACCAAGUGAAGAAAACAGUUCUGAAGAACCCGAAGGCUCAAAUGAAUCAGGCAAGCCUAGCAAACCUGGAAAAUCCAAGCCGGGAAAACAUGGAUCUGGAAAACCAGGCAAAGGAAACUCACCAAGUGAAGAAAACAGUUCUGAAGAACCCGAAGGCUCAAAUGAAUCAGGCAAGCCUAGCAAACCUGGAAAAUCCAAGCCGGGAAAACAUGGAUCUGGAAAACCAGGCAAAGGAAACUCACCAAGUGAAGAAAACAGUUCUGAAGAACCCGAAGGCUCAAAUGAAUCAGGCAAGCCUAGCAAACCUGGAAAAUCCAAGCCGGGCAAACAUGGAUCUGGUAAGCCAGGCAAAGAUAACUCACCAAGUGACGAAAACAGUUCUGAAGAACCCGAAGGCUCAAAUGAAUCAGGCAAGCCUAGCAAACCUGGAAAAUCCAAGCCAGGAAAACAUGGAUCUGGAAAGCCAGGCAAAGGAAACUCACCAAGUGAAGAAAACAGUUCUGAAGAACCCGAAGGUUCAAAUGAAUCUGGCAAGCCUAGUAAACCUGGAAAAUCCAAGCCAGGCAAACAUGGAUCUGGAAAGCCAGGCAAAGGAAACUCACCAAGUGAAGAAAACAGUUCUGAAGAACCCGAAGGCUCAAAUGAAUCAGGCAAGCCUAGCAAACCUGGAAAAUCCAAGCCAGGAAAACAUGGAUCUGGUAAGCCAGGCAAAGAUAACUCACCAAGUGACGAAAACAGUUCUGAAGAACCCGAAGUCUCAAAUGAAUCAGGCAAGCCUAGCAAACCUGGAAAAUCCAAGCCAGGAAAACAUGGAUCUGGAAAGCCAGGCAAAGGAAACUCACCAAGUGAAGAAAACAGUUCUGAAGAACCCGAAGGUUCAAAUGAAUCUGGCAAGCCUAGUAAACCUGGAAAAUCCAAGCCGGGAAAACAUGGAUCUGGAAAGCCAGGCAAAGGAAACUCACCAAGUGAAGAAAACAGUUCUGAAGAACCCGAAGGCUCAAAUGAAUCAGGCAAGCCUAGCAAACCUGGAAAAUCCAAGCCAGGAAAACAUGGAUCUGGUAAGCCAGGCAAAGGAAACUCACCAAGUGAAGAAAACAGUUCUGAAGAACCCGAAGGUUCAAAUGAAUCUGGCAAGCCUAGUAAACCUGGAAAAUCCAAGCCAGGAAAACAUGGAUCUGGAAAGCCAGGCAAAGGAAACUCACCAAGUGAAGAAAACAGUUCUGAAGAACCCGAAGGUUCAAAUGAAUCUGGCAAGCCUAGUAAACCUGGAAAAUCCAAGCCAGGCAAACAUGGAUCUGGAAAGCCAGGCAAAGGAAACUCACCAAGUGAAGAAAACAGUUCUGAAGAACCCGAAGGCUCAAAUAAAUCAGGCAAGCCUAGCAAACCUGGAAAAUCCAAGCCAGGAAAACAUGGAUCUGGUAAGCCAGGCAAAGAUAACUCACCAAGUGACGAAAACAGUUCUGAAGAACCCGAAGGCUCAAAUGAAUCAGGCAAGCCUAGCAAACCUGGAAAAUCCAAGCCAGGAAAACAUGGAUCUGGAAAGCCAGGCAAAGGAAACUCACCAAGUGAAGAAAACAGUUCUGAAGAACCCGAAGGUUCAAAUGAAUCUGGCAAGCCUAGUAAACCUGGAAAAUCCAAGCCGGGAAAACAUGGAUCUGGAAAGCCAGGCAAAGAUAACUCACCAAGUGAAGAAAACAGUUCUGAAGAACCCGAAGGUUCAAAUGAAUCAGGCAAUCCUAGCAAACCUGGAAAAUCUAAGCCAGGAAAACAUGGAUCUGGUAAGCCAGGGAGAGGAAACUCCCCUAGUGACGAUAGCACUAGUAGUAGUUCUGAAUCUAGUGAUUCGUCAUCUAGUAGUUCCGAAGAUUCAAAUAGUUCGGAUAUUUCCAGUCCCCGUAAUAAACAGAAACCCAGGAACAAAACACCAGGUAAAAAUACCUCCUCCAGCGAAGAUAGUUCGUCUUCAUCUUCAUCAUCUGAUACUGAUGAAUCUGAUGAACCUUCAAUUCCUACCAAAAAUAAUCCUAGCCGAGGUAACAUCGAUUCCGCUGAAAAAUAUUAUAGGAACAUUAAAAAUAUUAUAGAAUUGUACCUUAGAAAUGGAUUGGGAAAUAGUAAAAAUGCAAAUAAAGGAGAUGUGGAUAAGCUUAUUAACCUUUAUAUUCUAGCAAUAAAAGCAAACCAUAAUAGGGCAACUAAAGAGGACAUACAGAAUAUCAUACAGUUGUACGUUCAUGGAGUUACAGGAAGCGGCGGUAAAAUCGAUAUCGCCGAGUUGAACAAUUACCUUAAAAAACUUAAUUUACCCGAAGGAUCACCAUUGUUAUUAAAGAAAUAUUACACGUAUAUUUUAGACCUUGAAAAGAACGGCAAACUGAAAAAACCAAUUAAGACAGAAAAACCAAAACGCUCCAAUUCACCAUCACUGCUUAGCAGUAUUUUAGACAUAUUUGAUCACAAUGCACGUCAACCAAGUAAUAAGGGAUUACCUGUGAAUAUCACAAGACCUGCAUCAAACCGUACAAGCAUACCUCUACCCAAAUCUGGUAAUAUAACGAACCAUCCUAAGAACAUCGAACAGAUAAUACAAACGUGUAAUACAAUUUUAAGUCGACAUCAACAAUCGUCGAUCAAACGUAGAAGAUACCUCCUCAUGCCCCAACUUGAAAUAUCAGGUAAAGAGAAUUCCCAUACGAGGAGAUUGCAUUCUGCAGGAGUGCGACUUUGCCCUUGUCCCGUUAAUAAUAAGAAAAUAAAAGUAUAGAAAUCGAAAAAGAUACAUACAGUAUCAUACAGACCUUGGCAAACGUAAAAAGGGAAUAUAUGAAUUGCUAUUUUUAUAUUGUAUUUAUUAAAGGUUGUUUAUUACAUUAAAUAUAUUGAGCAUCCAAAAAUCCA
Molecule: messenger RNA, 5770 nt
Organism: Pieris napi
Lineage: Eukaryota; Metazoa; Arthropoda; Insecta; Lepidoptera; Pieridae
Product: collagen alpha-1(III) chain-like
Exons: 11
Coding region: 57-5636 (1859 amino acids)
Source: RefSeq, a predicted model, not a curated record